Messenger RNA from Klebsormidium nitens, 1536 nucleotides. NCBI's taxonomy places the organism in Eukaryota, Viridiplantae, Streptophyta, Klebsormidiophyceae, Klebsormidiales, Klebsormidiaceae. The record is from the annotation of a GenBank genome assembly.
AUGACUCUGAGAAGGUUUGCACGCUGUGCUGCUUGGUAUGACACCUCUGCAAUAGCGCACGUGAACGUGAGAAGGUCGUUCCUCAAGGCCCAGCUUGGACGGCGCACGCCAAGCGCCAGGCGAAUCGUCACGCUUCAAGCCAAGGGUGGCAGUGAUCAGGACGCUGCGGAGAAAGGGGAAGGUGACAAGGGAAAGGGGAAGGAAGAGCCUGGUUCUUCCUCUAAAACAGAGGCAGAGGCUGUAGCUGCUGCGACUGCGGCAGUAUUGGCAGAUGAGCCGUCAACCGACACUAUCCAAGCUGCCGCCGAGGCUGCCACCACAGAAGAGGAGGCGGCAAAAAAACUAGAGGCGGAGCCUGUCAUCAGCCCGGCUCUGCAGGCGAUCUACGACCAGUGUCAAACCUGGCAAUGGAAGGGCCAGCAUAAGAUCAACUACGUCAAGAUAGGGACCGGCCCGCCCAUUGUGCUGGUCCAUGGCUUUGGCGCGUCGCUUGGGCACUGGAGGAAGAACAUUCCCGUUCUCUCCAAGACGCACACCGUCUACGCUGUGGACAUGAUAGGGUAUGGGCGGUCAGAGAAGCCAGCGGGCUUUGUAUACACGAUGGAAACCUGGGCCGAGCAAUUGCAAGACUUUUUGACAGACGUCGUGCGCGCUCCCACCAUUCUUAUGGGCAACUCCCUGGGGAGCUUGACCGCACUCAUUGCAGCGGCAGAGGGCGGUCCGGAGCUGGUUAAGGGGUGCGUACUGGUUAACUGCGCGGGUGGCAUGAACAACAAAGCAAUUGCAGACGACUGGCGGGUCGCGAUGCUGCUGCCCGUGUUCUGGUUCAUCGAUUUUCUGCUCGCGCAAGAAAAGCUGGCGGGCGGUAUAUUCAACAGGUUCCGCACCAGCCAAAACAUUCAGACCGUGCUGCGGUCUGUGUACGUGAACGAGGCUGCAGUAGACCGGGAGCUCGUCGAGAUCAUCAGCCGACCAGCAGGGGACGAAGGUGCUCUCCACGCCUUCUGUUCAAUCCUCUCCGGCCCCCCUGGUCCCCGGCCCGAAAAACUGCUGCCCCGGAUUUCUACCCCCAUCCUCCUUGUGUGGGGGGAUACAGACACGUUCAUUCCGGUGGACGGCCCAAUCGGUCGCUUCUUCACGGCGUUGCCUAAAACGAAUCCGAACGUAGAGUUGACCAUAAUCAGCGGCGGUCACUGCCCGCAUGAUGAUAAGCAUGAGUUGUUCCAUGAUGCUGUGCUACCUUGGCUUGAAAAGGUUUCAGCAGGUCGCAAAGUUUUGGUGCAAAGUUGAGACGAUAGAUUGCACGGAUUGUCUUUAGUUCUACGUUUACUUAACUUUUUCAAGAGGUGCUGGAGCAUAGAUUCGGUUCUUCGCAAAUCCUGCCAAAUCGCAAGCUUGUAACGACACUUGUACAAAGGCAAGAAGAUUGCAUAGGUUUUCAAGUACCUAGUUUACUCUGGCGAAAUUCGCAUUCGUGAUUGCCUGGGAUCGACCAUAAGUACAUGAGCGCCUUGCAAACAAUCAAAAUGUCCUGGG